Molecule: messenger RNA, 957 nt
Organism: Anastrepha ludens (Mexican fruit fly)
Lineage: Eukaryota; Metazoa; Arthropoda; Insecta; Diptera; Tephritidae
Gene: chic
Product: profilin
Exons: 5
Coding region: 235-615 (126 amino acids)
Cellular component (GO): cell cortex
Molecular function (GO): actin monomer binding
Source: RefSeq, a predicted model, not a curated record
GCAUCAAAUCUGAAAAUUUUCAUUGGCUUUUGUUAGUGUUCACGCGUCGGAAGGUUGCAUUUGGUUAGAGCCUGAAAAGGCUGGAAUUCAGAAAAACGCAGACUGGUUUUUAAACUGCAGGUAGAGAUUAAAUAUAGAGCAGAAGUGCUGCUGCAGGUAAGGUGAAAAUUAGAAUCCGAGUUGUCUGAGAAAUUUUGCACAGAUAAUACUACAGUCGACAACAAAUAUACCAAAAUGAGCUGGCAAGAUUAUGUGGAUAACCAGCUUCUGGCCUCUCACUGUGUAACAAAAGCUUGCAUUGCUGGACAUGAUGGUAACAUCUGGGCUCAAUCCAAGGGAUUUGAGGUUACAAAAGAAGAGUUGGCGAAAUUAAUCGCUGGAUUCGAUCAGCAAGACCUGCUUACUAGCAAUGGUGUCACAUUAGCGGGCCAAAGGUACAUCUACCUUUCUGGUACAGAUCGCGUCGUCCGUGCAAAACUAGGACGCAGCGGAGUGCAUUGCAUGAAAACUACACAAGCCGUGAUCGUUUCCAUCUAUGAGGAUCCAGUUCAGCCUCAACAAGCCGCAUCUGUUGUAGAGAAGCUUGGAGAUUAUCUGAUUACUUGCGGGUACUAGAAAUAAUCCAUAAUAAUAAAAGUAAUAAUAUAAUAAUUAUAAUAAAAACAUUAAAGCCGUAACAAAUAUCUUCUAUAAAAUCUAUUUUGGAAUAAUUUCAUAUGAAAAAAUAAAGUCAAAGUAACAAAAACACUCAGAUUUUCCAAUUAUUUUAAAUAUGUACCAGAAACGACGAUGUGCGGAAAUUGUCUUAAACGUGAUACAGCAACGAAACUAUAAAUGCUUAAACACGUCGUUAAUCUGGACCUAAUUUGAAAAAUAUUUGCUUUUACUCAACUCUUCAAGUUUACUUUAUAGAGAUAUUGUUUUUUACCAAUAAAGAUAUAGUAAAUUUAAAUAUAA